ACCCGACAGCUGAGCUCUUUUCAAGAUGGCAGCUGCCUCCCAAGCCUCCUUUUCCUCUGCUUCCUGACAUCCUCCUUGAACUCCAGCCACAGUGACCUAUUCUCUCCCAAAGAAACACCAGGAUUACUCCUUGAAGAGUCCUUAUUCAGGCCCUUUUUGACCCCUGGAAUCCUCUCUCCUUCCAUUCUCUCAACCCAAAUGCCACAAUCUUCCUUACCGUCUGAACCAGGUGUGAGCUCCUAGGGUCAGGGACAGUGACAUUAACAUCUCUGUGUCCCACCUGCUCACAGAACAGGGCCAGUCCUGGAGUGGGCUCUCUGGGACAGUACUCAUCAUCAGGUCCUUCUUGUCUGGGUUUUGUCUGAUUGAAGCCCCUCCUGGGACAGGGGCAGAGCCUUCAACUCUGCUCAAUCCAACCUAUGCUCAUGGAGAUCAGCCCUGAGCCCUGCCCUGUGCGAGGAACAGUGUAAUGGAAGAUGAAUAAGUCCUUCAAGUAUGCCAGCCCAUACCUGGCUCACACUCCUAACACUUGCUGUUUUCUCUGUGGAUCUGCAUGUGGCUGCCUCCUCAUCAUCUAAGGGCUCAGUUCACAUUGUGGGUCUCAUUGUACUUUGGAAUCCUGGGGCUGUGUUCUGUGAUAACUGGAGGGUGCAUUAUCUUUCUGCACUGGAGGAAGAACUUGAGGCGGGAAGAGCAUGCCCAGCAGUGGGUGGAGGUGAUGAGAGCUGCCACAUUCACCUACAGCCCAUUGUUGUACUGGAUUAACAAGCGACGGCGCUACGGCAUGAAUGCAGCCAUCAACACGGGCCCUGCCCCUGCUGUCACCAAGACUGAGACUGAGGUCCAGAAUCCAGAUGUUCUGUGGGAUUUGGACAUCCCCGAAGGCAGGAGCCAUGCUGACCAAGACAGCAACCCCAAGGCGGAAGCCCCUGCUCCCCUGCAACCUGCACUGCAGCUGGCUCCACAGCAGCCCCAGGCCAGAUCCCCAUUCCCACUUCCCAUCUUUCAGGAGGUGCCCUUUGCCCCACCCUUGUGCAACCUACCCCCCCUGCUGAACCACUCUGUCUCCUAUCCUUUGGCCACCUGUCCUGAAAGGAAUGUUCUCUUCCAUUCCCUCCUGAAUCUGGCCCAGGAAGACCAUAGCUUCAAUGCCAAGCCUUUUCCUUCAGAACUGUAGCCUCCUCUCACUGAAGGUGGGAGCUGCAGGAAUCAGGUGCAGAGUAGGAAAUGGAACUAACCUCAGGAAGGUGGUAUUGACAGAGGUCAGGACCCACCUGGAUGUCAUGCUAUGAAACAUUAAAAGAAAAAAAAAAAA
Messenger RNA from Homo sapiens (human), 1315 nucleotides. RefSeq names its product testis expressed 38 (gene TEX38). The record is from RefSeq and is a predicted model, not a curated record. The coding region runs from base 554 to 1177 and encodes 207 amino acids. The transcript is spliced from 2 exons. Lineage: Eukaryota; Metazoa; Chordata; Mammalia; Primates; Hominidae. Gene Ontology annotation, cellular component: plasma membrane.